Messenger RNA from Saccostrea cuccullata (small rock oyster), 2926 nucleotides. RefSeq lists its product as uncharacterized. NCBI's taxonomy places the organism in Eukaryota, Metazoa, Mollusca, Bivalvia, Ostreida, Ostreidae. The transcript has 12 exons. Bases 286 to 2844 code for a protein of 852 amino acids. The record is from RefSeq and is a predicted model, not a curated record.
UGCGCGAUGAAAUCGAUACUUAACGUUUUUUACAAAAUCUUCAAGGGUUGACAUUUUAAAUUCUCUGUAGAUUUUGCAAAAUGAUCUUUUCGUGUUGAAACAAAAGUUCUGUUAAAUAUCGGAUUUUUGUUUCUGUGUAUUCAUGAUUCCUUUCGCAAUAAAUGAAGCGCAUCACCAGGUCCUUUACUUUAAUUUGCAACGAAGAACUGUGUCAAAUUAGUAACCACUUUGAAAUACAGAAGAUUGGGCAUAAUGAAGAAUGUGGUUCCAAUGUAAAGGAAUAGGAUGAGGACUUUCUUUUUAUCAGUUGCUUUAGUCGUUUUAUUCAUCGAUAAUGGAGGCAGUGCAUGUACUUUUCCAGUCAGUGGAACAUGGCAUAGCAGUAACUAUGGCAGCAUGGUAUUUUCCGGUUCAUCUCUUUACCUUUCCGGUUUUACGUUUGAUCGGACGUCAAUCGUUGGGAGCGGCUGGGAGUGCUUCUCCAAUACUGGGACCCAAUAUGUUGCCAAAACUAAUAUGACGAUUACUCUGAAUACUGGCGGGACAGCACACUAUGCAUACACCUGUUUUGUAUUUACCUCGGUGAAUACAUAUUCCUAUUACUAUUAUCAAAAUACUCCUGUAGAGAGUUUGCUAAAGAAUGAGAGAAUAGUGGCGUACCCAACAGGAACAACCGUCACUUCCAGUAACGUCUGCAGCAGUGCGCCGUCAGCAGCCGAGUUUAAUGUAAUGGUCCAGAAUGGACAAGAGGCAAACGCCAAAACCAAUAUUGGAGAGGUGAUGUUCGCUAACUUCCACUAUAAGUACAACGACGGUGUAUCGGAUAAGUGUGGGACGGGGGCCACAGAGAGCUUGCUGACCAUCUGCACGGACAGACAGACGCUUACCUUUGACUACACCGUCUGUAGCGACAACAUGAUGUAUUCCAGUGGAGGUGUAUUAGGAUCAGUAGCCACUGUCGAAUCAGGUUCCACAUACUAUACCACUGUGUACAACUAUGACAGUACAGUGGAUGAUGUCAACACGUUCAGAUUCACCUGCAUUGCAGCAGCCAUUUCUGGGACUCAGGUGAGCGCCACUAUAAAUCCUAAAUCCUGUAUAGCCAAUCAGAGCCCAACAUCUCGACCAACCAGCGGAGGGAUAUUUACCCUUGUGGCAAACACUCUCACCGCCACUGUCGAUAAUGUCGAUGUCGCAGGAAUUAUCGGAGGAAUCGUCGGAGGUGUUCUCUUCAUUGUCAUCGUCGUUAUCGUCAUCCUCUUGUGUAUUCGUCAUCACAAAAUAAAGCGAGCCAAGAAAGAGGUGAUAGAUCGACGAAUGAGGGUGUGGAAAAUCAAAAGCAAUGAAGACGAUUUCUAUGCAGACGAUGUUCCUUUAAAUGAAACUUCAAUGAAUCUGGAUUGUACCAAAUCAAGUUAUCCAGAACAGUCACCGUCAAAAACAACAAAAGUGUUUCAGAAGAAACAGAAAGGUCCAGAUUCGAGUUCCUACAUUAUACAAGAUGGUAAUUUGGAAGAUGAAAUUAGGAACCCCAUGGGUGAAAAAUCCUUUCAAGUUGAGACCCAUAGAAAUAAAGACAAGAUUCAAAAAGGUUUACCAUUUUCAAGACCACGUACUGAACACAUGCCGUGGCGGACUGGGAAACGCGCUGAAAAGAAGGGCUUUUCCUCUGAAAGAGGCUAUCCAUCCAUGUCCAGAUUUGGUUCUUUAAGCACCAGGAGCUACACAACGCUAAAAACAUUGCCAGACGAUUCGUCAUCUGGAUUUGGAUCCAUGUAUGACAAAGACAGCAUUUACACUAGAUCUGGAACGAAUCUCAAUCGAAGUCUUACCGCUGCAGGUAACCGGUUUAAAUCAGACUCGAACAUUUAUGCCAAAGCUAGAUCACUCACGGAGAGAAGUAUGGCAAGAGAAUUAACGGCGAUAAAAGAAACGCCCCUCAAGGAAACGCCAAAUUACAUGAAACCAACGAGAUCUAGAACUGCAAUGUCUAUCUACAAUGAACGUGCCAAAUCUCAACACAGUACAUUUCGCAACGAUGAGACAAAGUCUCGUGUUUUGAAGUCUCGUGUGUCUCAAAGGAAAGACACCCAAUCGCGAAUCACCAAAGUAAGCCACAAGACACUUUCGCCAAAAGAGAGAGUCAUGGCGCGAGCAAAGUCGAAAAUGAUUUUCAAAGAAAAAACUAAAACAUGGAGAAUCACGGAAAAGCAUAUGCCAAACCCCAAACCUGUGGAUGAGAGAUCAUUUGUCGAUUCGCUCAGGAGUAAUCCUCCCUCUAUUACAAAGAAGAAGAAAAAGCCCAAGAAGGUGAUUGUGAAGAAGUUAAAAACGCCAUAUGGUGUUGUUCUUGUUGAUUCCUCUCAAAAAAGAACGGUUUCUAUGAUGUCCCUAAACCAAUUAGCAGGUCUGGUGAAGAAACGAAAAACACCUUCUCGUUCGCAAGUGGAUAUCGUAUAUAAAGAAAAGGCUAGAGAAACAACGGUUGUAAAGGAUUCUGUGAAAGAAAACGAUGUAAAAAGUGAAACUAGUUCCCAAAAAGGCGGGAGAGAAUUCAUGGAGUCGGAACACACGUGGAUAGUCUCCGAACCAAAGACGGGGCAACCACCAGAAGUCGAACCUACGACCAACACAAAGACGGAUAAAGUGGACACUAAAUGUAACAGAGUAGGAUCUGAUGAUUCUGGAUUUUCUGACAACCACACGCCGCCAGCUGACAAACACCGCCAGUCUGAAGAACUAGAACUUAUCAACAUCCUUCCUCCUACCAGGCCGCCCAAGUUCUUUAAAAAUAUCGCAGACCGCGCGAAAACGGCAAAAUCCAGAAAACCCACAUGGAAAUGACGAACAAUGAUAAUUAGUACACUGUUUAAUAUAUUUGAUAGAAUUAAUUAAUUGCUGAUAUGUCAUUGAUGGAUUUUUUUGU